Messenger RNA from Ornithodoros turicata, 514 nucleotides. RefSeq lists its product as uncharacterized. The transcript has 5 exons. The record is from RefSeq and is a predicted model, not a curated record. Lineage: Eukaryota; Metazoa; Arthropoda; Arachnida; Ixodida; Argasidae. Bases 10 to 312 code for a protein of 100 amino acids.
UGUAUUAACAUGACUCUCUGUGUGUACCAGAAAGCCGUCGUUUUGGUCCAUUUCCUACGGCCUUCCAGAAAGAGAGUAGUCAAGGUAGCCCAGCUAAAGACCUUCAUGCUGUCGCAGGCCAGCAAGCUUGGAGCAGAGCUGGAGAGGACAUCAUCUUGCAGGCAUCUCCGCACCCACCUUUCUUUGUACCUGCCGCAGUGCUUGGGCCUCCCCCAACUUAUCUCCCAGACUUAUGUUAUUCCUCACUUGGUCCUCACACCCAAUCGGUGCAGCCUGUUUGCAGUAUGUCAGCUGCGAAGGAACGAGAUGUAGUCUCUCAAGAAGAUGUUGCUGUUGAUGAUGUUGAGAGCUGCCACGAGCGAGAAGCAAAUGCCGGGGCCCCUGCACAAGAUGAGCCUCCUGUGCCCAGACCCAGUGCCUCAAGACGUGUAAGGGGUUUCCAUUGUCCACAGUGUAGCUUUGCCACCAAAAUGUGGACGCGAUACCAAUUGCACCUAAAGUGUCACAAACAAAA